Phoenix dactylifera (date palm) is the source of this 1580-nucleotide messenger RNA. Its product is annotated as RING-H2 finger protein ATL67-like. Gene Ontology annotation, biological process: protein ubiquitination. The record is from RefSeq and is a predicted model, not a curated record. Lineage: Eukaryota; Viridiplantae; Streptophyta; Magnoliopsida; Arecales; Arecaceae. Gene Ontology annotation, molecular function: transferase activity.
AUGCCAUCAGUGCAUCAAUAUGAAGGUCUACAUAUUCUUUUUCAAGACAUAAGACAGAAGUAAGUUCAGCCAAAAUUGGAUGAGGGUGUAAUUUAAACCCAGGUCAUAGAUAUCCACGUUGGAGAGAAGAACUAUAUAAAUGAUGGAGCAGAGCCCCAGACCAAUAUCUUAGAGAAAUCUUAGUAUACUGAUCAACAAUUCCCUACCUCCGACUACCAAACUACUCUUAAAUCCUAUAAAAAGAGACCACAGCCUGAGAUGAAAAGGGACAGGAAACCAUGAGUUGGUUUUCAGGAAGCCCAGCUUUUAAGAGUCCCCUAAUUUCGUUACCAAAAAAAAUGCUCUAAUUUCAGCUGUUGCGGUGGUCCUCCUCCGCUCCCCGAGACUGAUUCCGACGGUUGGGGGGUGUUCUUGAUUGAUACCCCGCUCUUCUGUAUUAAAUGCAGUAGCUGAGGAAACCCACCAACCUCGCCCCUCCAAAAAAAAAUCCCCCCGUUUCGCCCACACUUCUCUCCGUCAUGCUACAAAACCCCCUUCUUCUCCCCCUCCUCUUCCCAAAAUGUCCUUCUCCCCCUCCUCCGCCGCCGCCGCCGCCACCACCGACGACAACGCCACCGCCGCCGCCUCCCCUCCAACCUCCUCGUCCUCCUUCUUCCUCCAGAACCUCAGCAACCUCGGCCUCGGCUACGCCAUCGCCAUCGCCCUCGGCGUCCUUGUCCUCCUCUCCACGGUCCUCCUCGCCUCCUACGUCUGCUGCCGCGCCCGCGCCCGAAGCACGAAUCCUAACCCUAACGGUGGCGGCGCCGGCGGGAACUCCAACGGCGUCGUGCUGCCCCGCAUAAUCUUUGUCGCGGAGGAGGAGGAGGACGACGACGAGGAUAACAACGGCGAGGAGGGCGGCCGCGGCGGCCGGGGCUCCGCACCCACCGGGCUGGACCCGGCGGCGAUCAGCUCCUACCCGAGGUUCCCGUUCUCCGCCGCCAAGGGCGGGGAGGCCGUGUGCUCCAUCUGCCUCGGGGAGUACCGGGAGGGGGAGAUGCUCCGGAUGAUGCCGGACUGCCGCCACUACUUCCACCUUCCCUGCAUCGACGAAUGGCUCCGACUCAACGCCUCCUGCCCCGUUUGCCGCAACUCGCCGAUGCCCACACCCGUCUCCACGCCGCUGUCUACCCCGCUAUCCGAACUCGUCCCGCUUUCCCACUUCGCCGCCGACCGGAGGAGGAGGUGAUCGCCGUUCACCAGGUUCCUGAUCUUGCCAUCCGUGUGUAAAUUUUAGGGCUUUCUUCGUUCCUAUACCUUUCUGCUUUUUUAAUUAGGGAAACAAAAGCCUUGCGGUAGAUCUGACAACAUGGAGGCGUAUGGUGUUUUGUGGCUAAUUAGGCUUUUAGGAUUUCCAUAAUGCUUGCUGUGUUCAAUUGAUUAGAUUCUUUUUUUUUUCCCUAUAGUUUCUUGGCUGUGUGUUAAUUCCAUCGAAAUGGAUAUAUAUGAAAUUUUGGGUCUUAUGUGCAAGUUAGUGUGAUUAUAAUGCUCUACUUUUGAAAUGCAAUGUGGAUUUAAUAUUAUAGAUGCGUUCUGUUGUC